This is a messenger RNA of Ogataea philodendri, 420 nucleotides long. RefSeq lists its product as uncharacterized. The record is from RefSeq and is a predicted model, not a curated record. The coding region runs from base 1 to 420 and encodes 139 amino acids. The transcript has a single exon. NCBI's taxonomy places the organism in Eukaryota, Fungi, Ascomycota, Pichiomycetes, Pichiales, Pichiaceae.
AUGGAUCUUGAAGAAGUUGUCACACAUGUCAUUGAUGUACUGCAUGAUCCGCACCACGUUGGGUCUCCAGUACUUUGCUCCCACGGCUUCAAAAAGUGUGACCAGUUUCUGGCGAACUGUUGCAAUGUUUUCGGCGAAAUACGACAGCUUGUUGUAGCCAAGGUGCAACAAGGUGUACAUUACCACCAGCGUUUGGUAGAAGAACGUGUAAAAGUACGGGUACACUUCGUGGAAACACGGUUUGCCAAAGACGUGGCUCUGGAUCUCCACAAGCAGAUUGGCGUGCUCCAGCACCUUCAGCACGCUGUCCAGACAGCUCUCAAGCGACUUCUGGUACGUGGACAUGAAAUGCUGGUGGAACUUGGCUCGAUUACCGUACAACAUGAUCAGGUCGGUGAUGGUGUCGCAGUCUGUGUCUAG